Messenger RNA from Myotis lucifugus (little brown bat), 3334 nucleotides. RefSeq names its product jade family PHD finger 1 (gene JADE1). The record is from RefSeq and is a predicted model, not a curated record. The transcript is spliced from 9 exons. Gene Ontology annotation, biological process: regulation of transcription by RNA polymerase II. NCBI's taxonomy places the organism in Eukaryota, Metazoa, Chordata, Mammalia, Chiroptera, Vespertilionidae. Gene Ontology annotation, cellular component: histone acetyltransferase complex. The coding region runs from base 125 to 1654 and encodes 509 amino acids.
CGGAGCGCGGCGGCGGGAGGCAGGUGCACGGCACCCGCCAGUGGGGGUGCCUCAACUUCCGCGGGCGUUUAAAUAGCAGCCUCUCUCCCCUCCCACCGGCUGCCUGCUGUUUCCCGGGGAGAUCAUGAAACGAGGUCGCCUUCCCAGCAGCAGUGAGGAUUCUGACGACAAUGGCAGCCUGUCCACCACUUGGUCUCAGAAUUCCCGGUCCCAGCACAGGAGAGGUUCCUGCUCCAGACAUGAAGAUCGGAAGCCUUCCGAGGUGUUUAGGACAGACCUGAUCACCGCCAUGAAGCUACAUGACUCCUACCAGCUGAACCCCGAUGAGUACUACGUGUUGGCAGAUCCCUGGAGACAGGAGUGGGAGAAGGGGGUGCAGGUGCCAGUCAGCCCUGGGACCAUCCCUCAGCCUGUGGCCAGGGUCGUGUCGGAAGAGAAGUCACUCAUGUUCAUCAGGCCCAAGAAAUACAUCGUCUCUUCAGGCUCCGAGCCCCCGGAGCUGGGCUACGUGGACAUCCGUGCGCUGGCCGAUGGCGUGUGUCGGUACGACCUCAAUGACAUGGACGCGGCAUGGCUGGAGCUGACCAACGAGGAGUUCAAGGAGAUGGGCAUGCCGGAGCUGGACGAGGGCACCAUGGAGAGGGUCCUGGAGGAGUUUGAGCAGCGCUGCUCCGACAACAUGAACCACGCCAUCGAGACGGAAGAGGGCCUGGGCAUCGAGUACGACGAGGACGUCGUGUGUGACGUCUGCCAGUCGCCCGACGGUGAGGACGGCAACGAGAUGGUGUUCUGUGACAAAUGCAACAUCUGCGUGCACCAGGCCUGCUAUGGAAUCCUCAAGGUCCCUGAGGGCAGCUGGCUGUGCCGGACGUGUGCCCUGGGGGUGCAGCCCAAGUGCUUGCUGUGCCCCAAGAAAGGCGGAGCCAUGAAGCCCACCCGCAGCGGGACCAAGUGGGUCCACGUCAGCUGUGCUCUGUGGAUCCCCGAGGUGAGCAUUGGCAGCCCCGAGAAGAUGGAGCCCAUCACGAAGGUGUCUCACAUCCCCAGCAGUCGGUGGGCGCUGGUGUGCAGCCUCUGCAACGAGAAGUUUGGGGCCUCCAUACAGUGCUCCGUGAAGAACUGCCGAACGGCCUUCCACGUGACCUGCGCUUUCGACCGGGGCCUGGAGAUGAAGACCAUCUUGGCGGAGAACGAUGAGGUCAAGUUCAAGUCCUACUGCCCGAAGCACAGCUCCCACAGGAAAGCCGAGGGGAGCCUCGCGGCGGGGGCCGCUCAGGAGAACGGGGGGCCCGAGUGCUCCCCCCGGAGCCCGCUGGAGCCCUUCGCCAGCCUGGAGCAGAAGCAGGAGGAGGCCCACCGGGUGAGUGUCCGGAAGCAGAAGCUGCAGCAGCUGGAAGACGCCUUCUACACCUUCGUCAACCUGCUGGACGUCGCCAGGGCCCUGCGGCUGCCCGAGGAAGUGGUGGACUUCCUGUACCAGUACUGGAAGCUGAAGAGGAAGGUCAACUUCAACAAGCCCCUCAUCACCCCAAAGAGAGACGAAGAGGACAAUCUAGCGAAGCGGGAGCAGGAUGUCUUGUUUAGGAGGCUGCAGCUGUUCACGCACCUGCGGCAGGACCUGGAGAGGGUAAUGAUUGACACUGACACCUUGUAGUGACUUAGAGAAGAGGACUGCUCAGAGGCCACGCUUGCGCAGAGCCAGCGUGGCGGCCGGUCGCUCGCUCAGACCCCGCACACACUGCAGCAUGAGGGUGUGUCCGUUUAGUGUCCCUGGGCUGGGAAGCUCACACAGGGGCUUCUCUGUGACUUACUUUUAAAUAUUUCCCCAUUAAUCCUUAUUGUUCUUCUGCAAGAUCAAAUGGGGUGUGUUUUCCCUCCAUUCUAGAGUUAGAAAGAUCUGAGCCCCAGGAAAAUGACCAAGGGAUUGGCCCAGAAUUGUUUGCAAACGGUUAGAAAACAAGUUAGAACGGACUUGCCUAACGGUGGGGCGGGCAGGGGGCUAAGAUCUCUCGUUCAGCCUGGGACACACCGGGUGCUGGUCAGGGUGGCUCUGAGGAGCGUGGGGCGCUGCCUCUGCCCCCUAUUCCUGGCUGGCUCGUGGGCGUCCUGUGCCGAGGGGCAGGGCAGGUUGUGGGUGCUGGUGCGUGUGCGAGCACUGACACACGCGCGUCUGCCACAGGUCCUCCUGGCAAUGAGGUGCUAUGUCAUCCCUGAGGCUGUGUGUCUCUAUCACGUGUGCAUGUGUGUCUGUGUCCCGUGUGUCUGUGGUGUGUCAUGUGUGGUUGUGGGGGUCCCGUCCUGCUCAGCACGCACAGGAUCACUGCGCAUUGCUGUGUGAGGCGGCUGUGUGCUGCCUGGGGCCACUGCCGCUUCCUUCAGCUGUUGCUGCUUUGUGCCUCCACCCGUGACCUGGGGAGUCCCAGGUGGACUUCCCUUCCUGCACAGGUAUAAUUAGGAGAGGCUGUCCCCCCAGGGCCUCCUGCUCCCGGUAGGUAGUUUCUGACUGAGGCUUGCUAAUUGGAGAUGCGUCUUAGAGCACCUUCUGUGGCAGCUCCCGACUGAUUAAAUUCAUUAGCACACAGCUGGACCCGGCUGGACUCGGCUUCUGGCCUGAAACAGUUAACGCACCUCCCUGAGCUCAGCGGGAAGUACUCACCUGCCUGGGAGAGGCUGCCUCAGAUGAUUGGAAAUGAGAGUCUGAGCAUAGGGCGAAUGGAAGUGUUGAACCAAAAGAUGCAGAUCUCUCAGAGGGACCUGUACGGCUCUGGGAGAGGUGGCAUCGGCGUGCACGUGUUUUUACGUGUUCACUGGAGACCUUGUCUGCACAGGACCCAGGGCCAGCUGUGACACCCCUCCCGGGAGCAGGGUAGGAUUGGGGUCAGGCGAGGCCAGCAGGGGGGAGGAGGGCUGAGGCUUUCGUGCUCCCACACGCCCCCUGGUGGUGAGUGUGCAGAAGACCUCGCCUCCGACCACACGGAUGUGUGGUGUUUUUGUUAAGAGGAGAAAGGGAUGCAGAGGGAUAAGCUGGGACGCUGGCGAGGAGCCAGUACGUGACGACCGCUGUCCUGGGCGCACGAGCCCGGAGUCAGGUAGUCCUCAGGAGGGAGGACGAGAAGUCUGAUGUUUGGACUGUGUUUGUCUCACAGUCACCACAAAAUAAAAGUGUAGAAAAUGUUUGUGGUGUACUAACUCUUUUCUGUGCUUAAGUUACUCAGAUUAACAUGGACUUAUAAUUAAAUUCUAAACAUCUUUUUGGAGUCAUCACUGUUGCUUUUUAAGUAGAAUGAUACCAAUUAUGUAUGAGAAACAGGGAAUAAAUCAGGAUUUCUGUGUG